Messenger RNA from Mercenaria mercenaria, 609 nucleotides. RefSeq lists its product as uncharacterized. The transcript is spliced from 2 exons. The record is from RefSeq and is a predicted model, not a curated record. The coding region runs from base 1 to 609 and encodes 202 amino acids. Lineage: Eukaryota; Metazoa; Mollusca; Bivalvia; Venerida; Veneridae.
AUGUCGGAUUCCGAUUUAAAAUUAGAUGAUGGACAGGACAUAUUUUUAUCUCAGGUUCUUGACGAGAUUGAAAGUAUGCAAGAAGACGAUAUAGUGUUGUCGCAAGCUCUGGAUUUAUUUGAAAACAAGGAAUCGUUUGACUUGUCAGAUUCUCAGUUUAAAAAUCUUGUAGAGGAUUGUACCAGUGCAGACUUUUUCGGUAGUUUUACGUUGAAACUACCGACUGGAGAAAAUUGUGAACUGUUAGGUGUGGAUACACAUUGUGAAAAUCGCUUUGGAAAAACUACCAAAACUGAAGAUUUUGACGCACUGAUCAAGGACCAGAAAUCGGGUAACACCGAGAGGAGUACAAAGUGGGCCACCUCUGUAUUUGAGGCUUGGAGAUCCGUUCGGAAACUGGACGGAGAGGAAAUUCCACCACUCGAGGAAUGCGAUAUCAACACCCACCUUUCACGUUUUGUGGUAGAAGCAAGAAAGCAGGAUGGUUCCCCCUACCCACCUGGAUCGCUAUAUAAUAUUGCCUGUGGACUCUUGAGAAAUCUCCGAUCUUCUGGCAUCUAUGAUAAAAACUUCUUGGAUGAGACGAAUGCACGAUACGCGAGGUACUAG